CAAUUUUCUAGUCAGAGAACAUGAUCCUUUCUUUAUUUAAUUUUCCUAUUUAUCCUAGAAACUUGUUUUUCGCUAGCGGGUGGCAGUUUGCUGCUUUCCCGCGCUUUUGCUAUGUUACUGACAGAAACAUUUCAAUUAUUAUCGUUCUUUUCCGGUUAACAAUACUAUUAUGGCGCCAAAUACAAGUCAUUUCCAGAUUUAAAUACCUCGUUUGAGUCGAAAAAUUUAGCUUGUCAAAAUCACUGACAGAUUUGCUUGUACUCGCAUUAAUUUUUCAUGCUGUCAAUUCACGCGCGAAUAAUUGGCGCCCUGUAGCAAGGUGGCAAAGAGUCAUAAACAAGGCCACUUAUGAAUGUAAGAACAAACAUCAUCAGGAAAAGAUGAAGUGGAAGAGGAUGACUUCUACCUUAAUAAUCUUUUGUACCCUUGCUCCUUGUGAAUAAAGAUUUCUUAAGCUCGAUCGGUUGUUGCGUUUUUGGUCAAGCCCCCAUGAGCCGAGAGCCUUGAAUGGUUUGUGAUCUGAUCUUUAAAUUUGUCCAUGAUCCGAAGUUAAAACCAAACUCCGCGACCUGUUUUGACAUGACGUAAUGCAAUCCCCACACUCCACUGACUCUCGAUUCAACGGUAGGACGGGGUUUUUCACGCUUGUUAACUCCGGAAAAGAUCUUGCCCGAUAUCUAGACGCAACAGUGAAGUUGCUAAUUACGCAGUGGAAAAUUGACACACAUCCUCGGCAGAGUGAAUUUUUCACCUCGCUUAGCUCUAUGGUGGCGGGCGACAGGAAAUCACCAUGAGGAGCUAUGCCGGCUGAUCGCUUUCGAACCAUAAAACCCAGGACAGCUUUAGUGUUUCUCGCCGUUGGCCUUCUACAGAUUUUCGGUACCCUCGCAAGUUUUGACUUCUCCAAAUCAACUUUCAUCUGUCAAGGAAGCGAGAAAAAGAUAACUUAUGCUCUAAUAUCUGGAGGGUACAGACAUGAACGGGCGGUUGUUGGUAACGCACGUUUUCUUAGCUCCUCAACAAAUCUCCAUAGCUGUAUCUCACGCUGUUGUAGUUUAACAUGGUGCAAGCAUGCUUUCGUGUCGCAACGCAAGUGCUACGGCGAGCCAUGCACUGGAAGUCCUCCCUUGUAUCGAAGACAACGAAGUCUUGUUCCCACCACAGGCUACCUUCACACAACGUCCACACUAACUCCAGCGGAAAGUGCGCAGCAAGGUAGCAUUUGAAUUAACCUUGUAUAUCUUUGAUUUGUUUUACUAUACCUAAUUGAUCUAUCACCAGUAACGAUGCAACACGCAGUGCGUAAACCUUGAACAGCUUAGCAGUGGUUCGAUUGUAACGGGUUUAACCAAGCAUAAUUUCAACAAAUAGGUCUUUAGCUAAGCAGCCGGUAUUUAAUUAAAUACACUGUUGAUUCCUGUCGGUACUCAGAUCUGUUUUUGGCAUUAUAUUUUUACUUUUAUCUUUAAUAAUCGGCCAUUUUUCACACAUUUUUUUCUCUGUAUCUGGCUUGUAUGACGCGGUGAUAAGAACAGUUAUGAUCUAAACCUGCUGGAAUGAACGCGGGGGGAAAAUUUGACAUUUCAUGAUUUUCUCCCCUUUAAUAGCGUUUUUAUUUGUUAUGUUAAAUAUAUUUUUACCGAUUUUGCUGAUUAAUUUGUGGAGAUGUCAUCGAUUGCCUUGGGGAAGGUCGAGAAAGAAGAGACUUUUUCUCCUUUUAAGGUUACCGUAUACCUUCAGAGGUGUCUCGCGUCCAAGCGAUGUAGUGCGUCCGAUUUAAACUAACGAUAGGUAAACUCCACAUCAAAUUAAAGCUUAUAAAGCUGGCUAUCAAGCUAUACCAAGAAGUUUGAAAUAAAAUGAAUUGUGGAGUAUUUCACGACCUCUAAAUGGGAGCUUCCGAAACACCUUUUGAAAGCUUCAAGUCAAAGGGCUUUGUUCGUUAAUUUUCCCUUAAGU
Messenger RNA from Orbicella faveolata, 1959 nucleotides. RefSeq lists its product as uncharacterized. Lineage: Eukaryota; Metazoa; Cnidaria; Anthozoa; Scleractinia; Merulinidae. Gene Ontology annotation, cellular component: membrane; cytoplasmic vesicle. Gene Ontology annotation, molecular function: calcium ion binding. The record is from RefSeq and is a predicted model, not a curated record. Gene Ontology annotation, biological process: neuron migration.